Gossypium raimondii (Peruvian cotton) is the source of this 819-nucleotide messenger RNA. RefSeq lists its product as uncharacterized. The coding region runs from base 1 to 819 and encodes 272 amino acids. NCBI's taxonomy places the organism in Eukaryota, Viridiplantae, Streptophyta, Magnoliopsida, Malvales, Malvaceae. The record is from RefSeq and is a predicted model, not a curated record. The transcript is spliced from 2 exons.
AUGGAAAGACUUGCCGUCGAUGCUGCAAAAUACCAACAGAGGACAGACGCAUCAAUACAGGAGUUAACUAAUCAAGUUAGUAAACUCUCGAUGGCAGUUAAUCGUUUGGAAUCUCAAGGUAAAUUACCGUCCCAGACAGAACCGAAUCCUAGGCUGAAUGUAAGUGCGAUAACUCUUCGUAGUGAAAAAGUUCUAGACAAAUCCCUCGCUAUGCAAAAUUUCUCAAGGAAUUGUGCACUAGCAAGAGGAGGUAAUGUAGGCAUUAAGAAAGCCAUGUGUGAUUUAGGGGCUUCCAUUAAUGUUAUGUCUUAUCAUAUUUAUAAGUUGAUUAACGUGGGUCAUUUGAAAAAGACAGGAGUAAUAAUCCAGUUGGCGGACAGGUCAGUCAUCUAUCCCGAAGGGUUACUUGAAGACGUCCUUGUUAAAGUUAACGAAUUAGUUUUCCCUGCAGAUUUCUACAUUAUUAAUAUGGAGGACGAUAACUCAACUAAUUCGUCUGACAUUAUGCUUGGAAGACCAUUCCUAAGUACCGCAAGCGCAAAAAUUGAUGUUCAGAGCGGAACAUUGACAAUGGAGUUUGAUGGCGAAAUCGUAAAAUUCAAUGUCUACGAAGCCAUGAGUCAUCCUAACUCAUUAUCAAAUAUUUCCAGUAUCGAUAGUAUAGAUUGUUUAACUCAAAAUUAUUCUAAAUAUCAUGACUUAGAUAAGUUGGAAACUGUCCUUUACAGAAACAUUGACAUGGAUGCUUUAAGUCGUCUCGAAGAAUUAUCAAUUAUAGAAGAUCCGUUGCGAGAAAUUGUCAAACACUUGGAGAAGUAG